Parus major (Great Tit) is the source of this 8983-nucleotide messenger RNA. It is a transcript of the gene BMPER, whose product is annotated as BMP binding endothelial regulator. Bases 231 to 2084 code for a protein of 617 amino acids. Lineage: Eukaryota; Metazoa; Chordata; Aves; Passeriformes; Paridae. The record is from RefSeq and is a predicted model, not a curated record. The transcript is spliced from 15 exons. Gene Ontology annotation, molecular function: protein binding.
CUCGCUCGCUCCCUCCCUCCCUCCCUUCCUUCCUUCUUUCCCUCCUUCUCUCUCUCCGCUCGCCGGAGGCUGGCAAAACUUGCCCGCGGCACGAAGGGCACUGACACAAGCCGGGGACGAGCCCGCCGGAGGCAGCCGGCGCCGCCGCGCUCUGCCCAGGAUCGGUUGCAAAAUGUGAAAAUGAAGGGGAAAUUCUGCAGAUACCUUUUAUCACUGACAACCCUUGCAUAAUGUGUAUUUGCCUGAAUAAGGAAGUGACGUGCAAAAGAGAGAAGUGUCCAGUGCUCUCCAAGGACUGUGCCCUCGUCAUUAAGCAGAGAGGAGCUUGCUGUGAGCGUUGCAAAGACUGCAGUUUUGGAGGAAAUACGUACAACAGCUCCAUGAAAUGGCACCUCCCCAGCAAUCCCUGUGUUACGUACCAGUGCCAGGAAGGAGUGAUAGUAGAAUCAGAAGUACAGUGUGUUGUUCAUUGCAAAAACCCUUCCAAACUCAGGGGAAUGUGUUGUCCUGUGUGUCCAGGUUGUGUAUUUGAAGGGAGACUUUACAAUGAAGGAGAAGAAUUUAGGCCUGAAGGAAAUAAAUGUACCAAGUGCUCUUGUAUUGGUGGCAGGACACAGUGUAUCCAAGAAGUCUGCCCCAUUCUCUCAUGUCCCCAGCACCUCAGUCACAUUCCUGCUGGACAGUGCUGCCCCAAAUGCUUAGGACAGAGGAAAGUGUUUGACCUCCCAUUUGGAAGCUGCCUUUUUCACAGCAAUGUGUAUGAUAAUGGUUCCUCAUUUAUCUAUGACAACUGCACAGUGUGUACAUGCAAGGAUUCAACAGUGAUAUGUAAGAAGAGAUGCUUACUUCCUGGUGAAUGCAAUAAAAACAAAGACCACUGCUGCAAGGAAUGUAUCUCAUACAUCUCUCCUGAGGAGGUGAAAGUAUGCAAGUUUGGCAAUAAAGUCUUUCAGGAUGGAGAGAUGUGGUCCUCUGUGAACUGCACCAUCUGUGCUUGUGUGAAAGGCAAGACAGAGUGUCGCAAGAAACAGUGCAUUCCAGUCAGCAGCUGUCCUCAUGGUAAAAUCCUGAACAGAAAAGGAUGCUGUCCAAUUUGCACUGAAAAGCCUGGAGUUUGCACUGUGUUUGGAGAUCCUCACUACAACACUUUUGAUGGACGGACAUUUAACUUUCAGGGAACAUGUCAGUACGUUUUGACGAAAGACUGCUCCUCCUCUGCCUCACCCUUUCAGGUGCUGGUAAAAAACGAUGCCCGUCGGACCCGUUCUUUCUCCUGGACAAAGUCAGUGGACCUUGUGUUGGGCAGAAGCACAAUCAGCCUCCAGCAGCACCUCACAGUGAAGUGGAAUGGGACUCGAAUUUCACUACCUUGCGAGACACCACAAUUUCAGAUCGAUUUGGAUGGUUAUUUGCUGAAAGUGACAACCAAAGCAGGCUUGGAAAUCUCAUGGGAUGGAGACAGUUUUGUGGAAGUCAUGGCUGCACCUCAUCUGAAAGGCAAACUCUGUGGUCUGUGUGGCAAUUACAAUGGGCACAAACGAGAUGACCUGAUUGGGGGGGACGGGAAUUUUAAGUUUGAUGUGGAUGACUUUGCUGAAUCCUGGCGUGUGGAGUCCAAUGAGUUCUGCAGCCGCCCACAGAGGAAGCCCGUACCUGAGCUCUGUCAUGGGACAGUCAGGGUGAAACUCCGAGCUCACCGGGAAUGCCAGAAACUCAAAGCGUGGGAGUUCCAGAGCUGUCAUUCCACGGUGGACUAUACCACGUUUUACAGGUCCUGUGUGACAGACAUGUGUGAGUGUCCGAUCCAUAAAAACUGCUACUGUGAGUCAUUCCUGGCAUACGCCCGAGCCUGUCAGAGGGAAGGGCUGAAAGUCCAGUGGGUGCCAGAGCAGAACUGUGCAGCAACCCAGUGUAAACACGGUGCAGUUUACGAUACCUGUGGUCCAGGAUGCAUCAAAACAUGUGACAACUGGAAUGAAAUCGGACCGUGCAACAAGCCCUGCGUUGCAGGGUGUCACUGCCCGGCAAAUUUGGUUCUUCACAGAGGAAGAUGCAUCAAACCAGUCCUGUGCCCACAGCGGUGACACUCGUUCUCUUUCCGUGGACACUAAUGCGGGUGGUCACUGACCCCUUUGAUGCUCACAGCCAGUGAAGGACUCCAGCUGUUUGUGUGCAGAUUCUGCAAAGUACAUGUCUACUCACAGAGCAUAAAUAUGCUCCUCUGUGUGUAUUUGUGUCUCUAAGUACACACAUGUGGCACCUAAAAAGAUAUAUAAAUGUAUACUAUGUGUAUUUGGACACACGUGUCCAUACACAAGUGCCCGAAACGUAAGUACAACCCAUAUAUUUAUAUAUAUGUCCACACACAAAUAUACAUAAUUUCUAUAUACCAUAGAAGGAUGAAUUAUAAUAUGUAUAUUUUUUGCUAUAAAGUUUAUGUAUUAUUAUUUCUAGGACCCUGAUCUGUAAGUCAUUGUAAAAAUAAACCAGGUGUUUUUAAUAUAAUAUUGUGGCAUGAAAAGAUUGGAUGAUUUUGCCAUUGCAUAAGUUUGUCGUUACCAAGGAAACUUUUCUAGGGCCACAGCACUGCCAGGCUGGAUUAGUUUCAACACAGAACCUGGAUUUACAGUUGUUCAGGAAACACAUUUCUCUGGAGAUGGAGGAUUUAUCUAGGAAUAUUUCAUGCGUACCUUGGAGCUGCAUAGUGAUUGGUGACAGUGCUUAAUCAGGCAGAGAAAGCUGGGGAUUGGCUUUUAUGCUUUACUGAAAUAACUGUGCAAAAUGAUUUCCAAAGCUGGUUGGACAAUGGCCAGGAUAGAGAUAUUUCUUUCUGGAAUGGCACCAAAGAGUUGGGGCCAGAUUUUCAUAAGUGUUAGGCACCCAACAGCUCACUUUGAAAAUCUGACCACUUCCCAUUUCAUAUCCUAAUGCCCUAUCUCUGUUGUUGUGUUUGGCAGUAGCUGUGAAUACACAAUGAGGAGCUUGAAGAAAAUAUUCAUGUGCAUAUUAGCCCCUUAAACAUGUUUGAAACGCCUAGGUUUGUUUCAUGUCUCCCUCAAAUAUUAUGCAGAAGUCAAAUCCCAUGCUGAAAUGUUUGAUUUCAGUGUGCCUUAAAACAUAAAAUAAUGCCAGGCUUAGUAACUAAUUUAAUUUAUCAGCAUGGUAUGGAAGAAAGACAAAUUCACCUCACCGAAAACCAGUAGAGAAUGUCAAAUGCAAAUUGGCGAACUGCAAUUUAUUUCCUUAGUGGUCUUUUGGUUGAGGUUUAUGAACAUGUGGGCUCUGUGAAGUUUGCAUGACUUUUGAAGUCUCCCAGGGGAGAAGCAAUAAUACAGGAUUUCAUUAGAAACCUUUAAAAAAGCCAUACAACUUUCUCAAGCCUGAAGGGACAGGGGGCUAUUUUUCUUCACUGCAAAGCCUCUCACAGAGCCCGAUGGAAUGGUCUCUGGAGAUGAUAGAAAUCUUUGUGCAUCUGAUUUAGGUUUAUAAUGAAGUAAUAUCCUCCCACGCAGCUACUUCCAUCAUGUCUUGCAUUGAAAUUGCACAUUGUAAUGCUUUGAACAACUUUCUCCUUUAAUUCUUUUCUAUUGAGGAAGUUAAGCAGGGCCCGAGUUUACAGUAGGUGAGUGGGUCAACACACUUGGGUUAUACAGCCUGUCUGUGAUCCCACCCUGGAGGAAGAUGCUGAGUGAACCUGGUUAACUUAAGCACCACACUAUCCAAAAUUCUGUACCACCACAGUGUUAAAAGGAGCUGGGCAUAUAAUGCCAAGAGUGUUCCGUGGAUGUUCAUCCAAAUCUUAAAUAAAUUCAGCUUGAUCUUUUUAUGUCCUUUUUGUGUUUGUUUUCUUGGAACAAUCAAAUAAUUCAGUUUUACUGGCAGAGAGGGUUUUGAAGACUCAUACACAAGUGCACUGGGAAACAGAAUUGAAAAUGUGUGGAUCCCAUCAGAGAAAGAAACUAGAAGAGUUUUAUGUGGCUCAUGUGCUAAUUGAAAGGAGAAGUUGAAAUUUAGAACAAUUGCAGUGGGCUGAAGGAGUUAAAAUAUAAAAUAGCAGUCAUUAAAAUAAUUUAAAGUGUCAGUUAGACCAAAGAGCUUUUCAGACUGUGAGCUUUCCAUGCUGAGAAAUGAAGUAUAAACCAUUAGAAAGAAUAUUUGCCUACCUUCAGUUCAGGGCAUAUUUUAAUUACUUACUGCCCAAUGUUUCCAAAAUAAAAAUGCAGGCAACGUGAACUGCAUACAUGAACAGCGUAUACAUCUGUCUUUCUCUUUUCUCCUGACUUAUAAAGGUGAGUGAAAGGUGAAGGGAGAGCCCUCUCGCUCUCUCAGUCCACUGAUCACAUUCAAGCAAUGCUUAAUUGAUUCUAGGUGAAGAAGUGACUGUCUCUUUCUAGGAUGAUCUCUGGUUUUGGAUCUUAAAAUGAUUCAGUUUGUAACCUGACCCAGGUCAUCUCUAAAUGAGACUCAUUCCUUGGUUUAAGUUUUUCAUAUCUGCCUAAUUAAGACUAGACCCAUGCUUUUCAGUUUGGUGAUGUAGACUGAGGAAGAGAGGAAAAUGGUUUUACCUCUAAGCCAAGUGGUUGUGUCCUUAUGGUGCUGUGGAGCUUUUUCCUCCAAAACCCAAUUUUCAAGGCAAGAGUAAGUGGUAUAAUCUGUCUGCUCAGUUCACAUGUACCAUCUAAGAAAAGGCUGUUCUGCUUUUCUAGAAAUUUCCCCCAAAUUUCCACUUGACAUUAGUUUUAUAUCUGUAUCUGUGGUUACCCUGUGCCUAAUUGAACUGUUGAGACCAUAUCAGGCCCAAGUGGGCUUGUUGUACUCUACUCUUCAUCAAGGCCAUUCAAAAGUUGAAAGUCUAGCCCAAUACCAUUAUUACCACCGGCCUCACAGAGUUUGGGUUGAAACCCACCUUCCUCCUGAUGACUUCCUCAUGAAAUAUUACCCCUAGGAUGCUAGAGCUGGAAGUUUCCUUUUUAUCACUGGGGUUUUGUUUUUUAUGAAAUUCACUGGUAGUUAAAUUUUGGUAUGCUAAAUGUGUUUAAUGUGGAAUAAUUUUUUAAAUAAUAACAUAACAUUGGUAAGUCAUAUGGCAUAUGGUGUAUUCACCGUACAAAACUUAUGGUAGUGUAAAUUUUGAUCUUGAUGAUGCAUAUGUCAAUCUGUGCACAUAACUUUGUGACAAUUUGAAAGGUGAAAUAUAUUUGAAGGAGCAGAGGUUCCAAUCAAAGAAUGAUCCAAAAGGGAAGUCCAAGAAACACCUCUGUAGUCCAAAGGGGAGAGUCAAGUUUCAAUAGUUUCACAAUUAAUCUGCUGUGUGCUUUCUAGCAAGUCUUGGGGAAACAAGGCUCUGGAUUUAUGCAUCUUUUUAAAGUUUAUGGAUGGAAAAUGUUCUAAAAUGCCAUACCAGGGUAAUGUCAACUGAUAAUUUACCAAUCUACUCAGGUCUGCUUUGCAUCAAGUUGUCCCAUCUCUCUGAAAUCAUCAUCACAUGGAAAUUAGCUGUUGCCAUAUGAGGUCAAAUGCAUUUACUUCCUCCUCAUGUAUUUGUGUCUUUAGGUUGUGUCUAUUUUUGUGUAUUGUUUUAUAAACCAUGGAGACAAGCCACAGCCAAACAGAACCAUUUGAGUUCUAGCCUGAGUCCCACAUCUUCCAAGAGUACUUUUCUUCCAUAGGGUAACGUUGGUUGCACUUGGACAAAAACAAACAAACCAAAACAAAACAAUAUUCUUAAUGUCCGACCCAAAUACGAACCCAUCCCUGUAUCACAUAAGUAGUUUUCAGCAGAUAACCUAAAAGAAGUAAGUUCUCAUAUUUUCUGCUUUUUUUGAACGCAGGAUUCAAAUACAGUUUGACACUGCCUGGCUUCUCACUGGCAGAACCUGACAGUUGCAAUGGCUGGUCUGAUCUUGAACAACUUUGCAGGGGCACGGUGGUUUGCUUUUUCUUGCCUUCAUCAAAAGUGGACAAGGUGAUAUCAGAGCUAGUAGAUAGGUUAAUAACAACCCAUGCAUUUUCAGCUGGACAGACUAGAAAGAGAGUCAGUCUACAGCAUUUAGUCCUGAAGUGGUAUUUCAGGUACAGUCCCAACUAAAGGAUAUUAUUAUCCUGACAAACAGGAACUUUAUGUUACAGAACACAGAUCAAAUGCUUUUUCUAUGUAUCUUCUAUCCUAGAUUAUACCAUUUUUAGAAAGCCCUGUGGAGAGAUGUUUCUGCUCCCUUUCAGAACCAUUUCUAGUCCACAACUGCAAAUGUUUAGAACACAGGCCUUACUGUGCUCCCAUGGCAGCAUUCUUUUUCUCUGUGUGAAAAAGUUGUUGCACAGAUCAAUAUGUCCGUGCAAAAUAACUGCAUCAGAAUUUCUAACAAUAAAAUAAGUUUCUCCUCCUGUGAACAUAAGGUAGCUCUUGAUCCCUCACAUGCCCAUGGCAAAAAAAACACCCCACCAACUACUCAGAACUCCAAUCCAAUAGCAGUGUAGUUGUAUUGAGAUCAAAUUGGAAUACAUACAUUGUUAGGCGUAGAAAUCCAUAAUUAAAAUAAGAUUUUGAGUCUAUUCCUACUUUUCUUGCAACUGUUACAUCAUCUUUAAAGAAGUCACUGAAGUUAAGGAAAGGGAUUUUAUUUCUGGGGUUGGAAAUUUCCUAGCACAGCAAACCUGCCUUGGUUUCCUCCAGGAGAUGUAUUUUAGUGAACACACAUUGCCACAACUGUCAGAACAAAAGCUUCAAAUGCGCAUUUAUAACUAGUCUUGCUUCUGGCCUUGAGAUAGAAUUGCAAGUUCUCCUUACUGCUGAGAGAGCAUAAGUAAUUUCUUUUAUAACACCAGUUUUACCAGGCAACAACAUUACUUGUCAUCAAGCACCAGUUUAGAAGCUUCAAGUGAUAUUAAAUGUGACAUGUAGCAUUUGUUAUUUGCAUGACUUUACCCUUUUCAUGGUGAGCUGAGUUAAUGCCAGCCCUGCACACUGGAGGAAGUUGUCUCUAAUGGGAUGCAUGCAUAUGUGUGGUGGGAGAGCAAUGGUAUAAUUGAUAAUUAUAAUAUAUAAUUAUCAUUAUAAUUGAUAGCACUUUCUAUUUCCCUAAGGGAUGCUUAUAACUGGGCAUCAAUAUAGUUUGGUUUUGCAUAUGAAGGUGAAUUGAUGGGAAUGUAGGAAAUUCCUGCCCAGACAGACCCACCUUUUUUUUAUUCCUUAUCUAGUGGUGAAGAAAUGCUUCAAAGCACACUUCAAAGAGCAUUUGUGAGUCUCCUAAUGGACAGCUCUGCAACAACCUGCUCAUAGCAGCAAUUUAGCCCUAUACUCUGGCAGUAAGUGGUUGGUACUUUAAUGACCCAAUCGUUCAAAGCACUUAUCUGUGCUCAAACUUUGAAUAACCUCCUUUGCUUCAAUGGGGCAACAUGCAUGCUGACUUUUAACCACAUGCUUAAAUGGUUUGCUAGGCCAGGGCCAGAGAGUUCGGUAUCUGGCAGGAUCAAAUAUUAAGCCUUGUGAUAUUAUGUAUUUCUUCAUGAUUUCCAUGCAUAGAUCUAUUUUUUGAUCAUGCUGCUAUCUACUGCUAGAAAAUCAUACCAGUUAAGGUUUUUUGAGGCUUUUUGUUUUGAGACUUUAGAAGACUGGGGAAUUUCUUUCUGUUGAUUUCCUAUGUCAAUGUAAUAAUUUCUUCCAUUCACUUUGUAAUUUCCUACUCUUUUUAAAUUGUUGUUAUUGUUAAAACAAAGGGACGUAGUGUUCUUGAUUUUUUUUCUUUUGCACUGGUAAAAGUAGGGAACAAUUUCAGUGAAUUAACUGUUUCCAGCUAUGCUAGUUUUAAAUUGAGUUGAGUUCAUACUAACAACAUCCUGACUUUAUAGCUGUGCAGUCCUGGUGUGGCUUCCCUCAGUUGUUAGACCCUCAAUUGCUUCUAGCUAUAGCUCAUUAUAAAACUCUGAUAACACUGUAUUAGAAUAAAAGCAUCUGUAGCCCAAAUCAGUAUGAAUGAUUUGCUACGAUAAUUUGCUAUAAAUAGUUUGUAAAUGAAAGGGAAAAAAUUAAUUUGUUUUCUUAUUUUCACAAUAGUUUUUAUAGGUUGUACUAAUAAGGAAAAGGAAAUUAUGACUAUAGAAAGUGAUGAAGAGAAGAUAAUUGAGAAAAUUAAUUUUAUUUUUUUUUAUGUAUAGUGCAAGUAUUCAGCUUCUUUAACAAAUGUCCCUGAAUGGCUUUUAAAACCCACAGAAAAAACUUGAUUGGGCUCUACAGAAUAUGAAUCAAAACUCAGACUUGGAUAUGUGCGGAUGCAGUUCUGCAGUUAAAAUUUUACUGUGUCUGGAAGGGAGUGAAAUAAAUGAGUAGAGUUUGGAGGAAAUAAUUUAUCCCAUCUUAGGCAUCUGAAUAUUUCUUUUCUAGUUUGGGGUGUAAAUAUGCAGGUGUUUGAACUCCACAAUGCUGAAUAGAUAGCCCUGACAUCCUUCAUAUUGGUAUGCAUCAAGAAUAACUUUAGUAGAACUCAGAGGAGAGUAUCUAUGUAAAAAGACAUGUCUGGGGUUUUUUAUUUGUUCAUUUCAAUUAACUGUUACCCUGCAAGUUAUGAAGGGGAAGAGAUGCUGCACAGAGAAUUUCAGAGUGUAUCACAUUUAUUAGAAGCCAUUAAUGUAUAGGUGGGUUACAUGAAAUAUUUUAUAUGCAAUUUAUGGAGAAUGCUCUGUAGUGUCAAGAGCAUUACUGCAGAAUGUUUACAUUUUAGUGUUUAGAAUUGCUUUGCUUACUCCUGCUAAAUUUUUAAUAAAUUUUACCUGAGGUGCAUUAAUGUAAAAUGAUACCUAUUUAAAAUUUUACUAAAUUUUUGUCUUCAUCAGUAUGACUCAGUUUAUAUCUUUGUUGAAUUUAAAUUUGUUAUGUAGUUUAAUGUCUCACAAAAUUGCAAACUGCGCAGUAACCUUUCCAUGGCUUGUCUUUGAAUGUCCAUACAGUUUUAUAAGAAUAUUGUACUAAUACAAUUUUGUAAAAGUA